Molecule: messenger RNA, 1378 nt
Organism: Neurospora tetraspora
Lineage: Eukaryota; Fungi; Ascomycota; Sordariomycetes; Sordariales; Sordariaceae
Product: S-adenosyl-L-methionine-dependent methyltransferase
Exons: 2
Coding region: 204-1268 (354 amino acids)
Molecular function (GO): methyltransferase activity
Source: RefSeq, a predicted model, not a curated record
CCCCGAUUCACGACAAGACGAGACUGUCACCGGCACAAUACCCUGGAGCACGAAAAAUGGGAUAGUAUACCAAGAAAAUGGGUAUAAAAGGAGGUCCUAGGGCCACGAAACCAGAAGAUCGUGACAGUUUCUCAACAUCAACUUCUUCACUGCACUUGCAAUACACUCGUCUUUAACCAUCCACAACCACAUCACCCUCCACCAUGGAUACCAGAGACACUUCCCAGAUCUACGAGGAGGUCGCCAAGCACUACAGUGCCGCCUCCCAGACCACCAGCGUCAAGUAUGGCGAAACCGUCGCCAAGUCCUUCGGCUACACCGAGGAAGAGCUGGCCAACAUCCCCGAAGGCGCCAACCUCGGUCUGAGCUGCGGUAACCCCCUAGCCAUCACCAGCCUGCGCGAGGGCGAAACAGUAAUCGACCUCGGCUCCGGCGCCGGCUUCGACGUCUUCCUCGCCGCCACCCGCGUCGGUCCCACCGGCCGCUCCAUCGGCAUCGACUUCAACGACGACAUGCUCUCUCGCGCAAACGCUCUCAAGUCCUCCCGCGGUUUCCCGGACUCGCAAGUCUCCUUCAUCAAAGGGUCCAUCACCUCCAUCCCUUUGGAGGCGGAAAUCGCCGACUGCAUCAUCUCCAACUGCGUCAUCAACCUGGUCCCCGAGGCGGAGAAGCCUUUGGUCUUCAAGGAAAUGCACCGCGUGCUUAAGUCUGGCGGUCGUGUCGCUGUCAGCGAUAUCCUCGCCAAGAAGCCGCUGCCGGAGAAGUUGAGGAAUGAUAUCGCCAUGUAUGUCGGCUGUAUCGCGGGCGCGAGCGAGAAGCAGCAGUAUGAGGGCUGGCUGAAGGAGGCUGGGUUUGAUCAGGUGCUGAUUCAGGAUACGGGCGCGGAUAUUAAUGUUUAUUUGGAUACGGAUGAGGAGGGGAAUAGGGGCGGGUGCUGCGCUCCUCCUGGAACUGGGGCGGUGAAGGAGGCUGCGACUGGCGGCUGCUGUGCGCCUCCGGGGACUGUGAAGAAGGAGGAGAAGGAGUCUUCGUGCUGCAAGCCUGCUGCUGCCCCUGCUUCUUCUUCUUCCUGCUGCAAGCCGGCUGCUGAGACCACCUCUUGCUGCAAGCCCGUUGAGAAGAAGGAGUCUUCUUGCUGCAAGCCUGCUGAGGAGAAGACUGCUUCGUCGUGCUGCAAGCCCGCCGCGAAGCCCGAGGUCGAGGCCGAGAAGACGGAGGAUCUCAACGAGUGGGUCGGAUCUUACAAGAUCUAUGCUGUCAAGAACUAAAUGGUGGAGCUCGGUUAUCGCUGUAAGUCUAGAGAUAGGUAGAUUAGCUGUGUUUGUUAGUCUGUUGAAUUUGUAACUUUCUGGACAAAUAAAGUACCAUGUCGAAAGAG